Messenger RNA from Osmerus eperlanus (European smelt), 2686 nucleotides. It is a transcript of the gene tp53i13, whose product is annotated as tumor protein p53 inducible protein 13. Gene Ontology annotation, cellular component: cytoplasm. NCBI's taxonomy places the organism in Eukaryota, Metazoa, Chordata, Actinopteri, Osmeriformes, Osmeridae. The transcript has 9 exons. The record is from RefSeq and is a predicted model, not a curated record. Bases 245 to 1657 code for a protein of 470 amino acids.
GUUUCCGUAGCUCACAUUUGGAAGUUCUUAUUGUCAUGUUGCACAACAACGGUGAAGAGUUCGCAAAAAAAGUAACAACAUUAACAGCAACAUAUAACUUACGGGGAACAAUGCAAAGUUGUGGAAAGCCAAGAGAGUCCAGAGAUUUUAACACAUGGACAACCAGCUACUUUAUGUUUUAGGUAUCCUUACCUAAAAUGUGUGCACGCCAGAACGCCUGAGUGAUACCCUGUUCACAGAAAAUAUGUCACCGCCCGUAGUGCCUCUUCUGUCCGCUCUACUCUUGUGUUUGGGACUGGAAGGCAGCGCAGUGUGGCAAGGCUGUGACAGUGGCAAGCUCUUGCUAGAUAUAGACUUGCCCCCAUCUGCCGUGUGGAGUUGUCCGGGGCCUGUCUGGCCAGAGUCCACCCUGCAGAAGAAUCUUUCUGGUAUUGACACCCAGUAUCCUCCACAACCUGCUAGGCAGGUGUGUAUAGACACACCCAUCACCUUUAACCACUCCAUUCCCAACAGUGGCGCACACAGACCAGUAGGAGGCGAGAGCGGGGAGUAUCUUUACUGUCCUCCUCAGCGGUGGCUCAACAACCUGCAGCAUGGAGCCACUGUGUUGCUGUACCAUCCCUGCGCCCCCAUCCAGGAGCGUGGACGCCUGUCUGUCCUGGCCCGCUCCUGUCUGUCCAGCUACAUCAUCACUCCGCACCCUGACCUCAGCACACACAGGAUGUUUGCCGUAGUGUCAUGGGGUCGCACUCUGGAGCUUUCUAGCGUGACGGGCUCGGAGGUCUGUGAUUGGCUGGAGGCAACGGCGUCCGGCGUCAGCCCUGGUGAUGUGGUUAUGAGUCAGAGGUACAGUCUGCUGUUGACCCGUCCUGCAGUACCCCACCAUGAACAAGACCACGGGCACUCCAGCAGAACUUUGAGACACUGUUGUCUCGAGAGCCUCUCUCUCAGACGAAAUGGAGGGAUGGUCGGAAAGAUGCUCUUCAGAAGGAGAGAGGGGGCCCGCGUGCGUCGAGCCGCCGUUCAGAAAGAGAAUAACAAGGAGGUGGAGGAGAACGUGGAGAAAGAGAACAAGUCUAUCCUCCCUUUUCCAACCAGCAGCUGGAUCAACAGAACUGACCCGAGCAGGACUGAACUCACCAUGGCUGCACCUCACCUCAUAAACCCUGGUGCACUGAGAGAGACAGCGGCUGGAAGAGUGGAGGUGCAGGAGAGAGAGGUGGAGCCUGAUGACCUCGCCCGCAGUUCAGCCCCUCAGACCCACAAGAAGCAGGUGAAGUCGGGGCACCAUCACCCGAGACAAGGUGGGGUGACUCACAAGAGGACAGACAGUAAGACCACUGUGCCACCAGAGGGAGCCGUUCUAAACGACAGAAUGCCCACGGCCAGAACAGACGAGGCGGUGUGGGCGGCAGCGGCGCUUGGGUUCCUCCUGGUUCUGUUGGCACUGUCGGUUCUACACACGCGCCUGUAUCGCCACUGGAGAACAACGCCCAGUCUGUACUGGCACGACCCGCAGCAGGACUACGACAAUGUGGCAGACAUCAUCCGCAGGAGGCUGAGGGUGGCAGACCGGAGGAGGAAGAGAAGGUGGUCCCUGAGCAGGAGGCAAGAGUGUUCACUCCUACCCAGCUCAAGCACUGACGAGGACCACUAGAAGCUGAACCCUGGGUGACCCCCCGCCCAGAGGAAGGAAUCUGAUCUCACUUUUACACAUUUAGUCAUUUACACAUCCACCCUCUUCGCCUACAGUUCCCAAGGACUUCCUGGAUGUUUUUCAAAAGACAUUCACACUCACAAAUACGAAACUUGGUGAUGCUAGUAGGAUUCAGAAGCUGACAUUCUAUUGUCAUGAGACGGUUUACAGGGAUCAGACUUUGGCUCGGUGGGCUAAUACAGUCCUGUGGCUCAUAGGAGAGCAGAGGACAGACCAAUUUACUGAAAAUGUACCACUUCACAUUUUCAUCCAUAGAAUAUCUUAAUUUGUUUGUUGCUUUACAGCUAGUUUAUCAUUUACACUUUUUAAACUGUCAAUACUCGGACAUUACCACACAGACUGAUAUGAACUUGAAUUAGGUAUGUAUAUGGUCUCUUCUGUCCAUCAGUUGAAGCUAAAGUUGCUGUUGUAAGCGACAUGUUGCCAGGUGCACUCCAGCCAUGGAAGGUACAAUAUCUCACUAUAGGUGGGGUAUUUCAAAGAAACUUUGUACUGGGAUCAUAAUCUAAACGAUGAAAUAAACACUUUCUUGAAGUGUAAAGUUUCAGUCAAUGUUACUCAAUAUUGGGUAACAACCAAUUCAUUUGACAGUGCUUCUGUAAAGGGUUUUGCUUGCAACAACUAUAAUUCACGUGCGCUUAAUGCCUGACAAUUUGGAACUCUGUUGUUUAUUUAACAGCAACUUAAGUCAUUAUUGUGUAAUAGGUUGUUUCCACAACCUGGAAUACCAUUUGCACUGGGGAGAUGGAAGGGGAAAGGUUGAACCAAAAGUGUUUGUGUGUCUGUGUACACAUGGAAGAGUGCUGUAUGUAUGCCAGGCUAAGUAUACAAAUGUAACCUGAUGUGGUCUGCACAGCUCAUCAAUAUCCUCUGUGUGCAGUAUUCAUACAGUAUAUCCUGUCAAUCACAUUCCAUGUACAGUCAGGACAAUCAACUUGUUUUUUUAUUUUAUUACAAAUGUACAGCUUA